Molecule: messenger RNA, 2316 nt
Organism: Nothobranchius furzeri (turquoise killifish)
Lineage: Eukaryota; Metazoa; Chordata; Actinopteri; Cyprinodontiformes; Nothobranchiidae
Product: glomulin
Cellular component (GO): cytoplasm
Molecular function (GO): ubiquitin-protein transferase inhibitor activity
Source: RefSeq, a predicted model, not a curated record
UUUUCUUUCCCCUAUAAACAGAAACUUUUUUUUGCACUAUUUACCUCACGACUGAUCCUGACUGGAUCCUUCCGGACAAGUCCACCUCUCCUGCGACCACGUAGAAGCACUCUGCUGUAAUCCUAUUAUGAGCGCAGCACAAAGGAGCCUAAGAGGUUUACCCUGCUGCUUCUGACACACUGAGUUGGCUUCUCUCCCCUGAGAUGCCCGGAGAGCUGUACAUGUGGUCAUUUGGACUUGAAAUCCACAACAUCUAUUGUGCUUUGGUGAAAAGAAGACAUAUUGGUAAUAGGAUUGUUUGUGUGGGCUGAGGGAACACUGAUGAUGAGUGAAGAUAAAGUGAAUGAGAUGAUCCAGGGAUGGCGAGACACUCCGGAAGAGGAUUUGAAGCUGGAGGGGUGUGAGCAGCUCCAGACGGUUGGAGCAGCCUGUCUAAAUGAAGGUGACGGCGAACGACUCCUGAAAUUUGUUCAGGAUGAGAAAAACCAGGUUAUUGUGAAGUCGAUGGGGUGUGGCCUCCUGGCACCUCUUGUAAGUGAAGUGGUUAAAAACAAGGAGAGCCAUGAUCACUGCCAGGCUGCCAUCACACAGUUGACCAAGACUUGCAGCCCAAAUAAACUCAUGCAGAGCUUCCUUGAAGUGAUUGAAAACACUGAUCCAGGUGUCAUUUCCGAGACCAUAUUAGCCCUUCUCCCGCACCUUCAGACAGUUCUUCUCCAGCUGGAUGAGAGGAAGGCAGCCGGUGUGGGUUUGGUUCUAUCAGCCCUGCAGAAGCAGCUGUCCUGGCUGCCCGUCCCGUACACGCAGCAGCAGGAAGAGGCUGACCAGUACGGUCUGUGUCGAUGCUGCCGCGCCUUGACCAUGCUCGCUCAGCCUUUUGUGGAAGAAGUGAAGAAGAAGGAUGAAAACUUGAUGAGUUCAGAUGAAGAUGAGGAGAUGAAGACUGAACUUCUGAAGUUCUGCAUGAGGAGCUUGAGGGAACCUUUGCUUGAAGCUGAUCUGAACCGAGGCAGAAAAUCAGCAUUGUGGCUACACGCGGUGGAGAUCAUGGGGAUCCUAUCUGCCACCAAAGAGUCUCUUUCUGGGCUGCUGUUCUUCACGUCCUGGAGGAGAGGAACUCUGAUAGACAACAGUCUGUCCAAGGAAUCUAGAGCAUGUUUGGCCUACCUGCUGUUCGUCCAGCUCAUCAGCAUGGAGAGCUUCCCAGCAGUGUUCAGUCCCGUGUUUAUUCUUCAGGGCAACAUGGAGCACAUCAAUCAUCUCCUCAGUAGCAAAAAAGAGUCACAUUUGCUCAAAGGACUGGCGCUAUUUUCAAAAAGCUUGGAGAAGGUAGAAGACAACAGCCUUCCGGUGGGUCUCCUGGAGUUGAAAAGCUUCGGUAAAGCACCACAGAACUUGCGGUAUGUUCUUAUUAACUGUCCCCUGCAACACUUGAGAAAAUCAGGAUUGCAGGAUUUUCAACUCUUUAUAAACAAAUUAGACGCUGAAGCAAAGCACAAAUUUUUCAGGUGCAUGCUAAAAACCAGUAACCAUGCAGGCGUUGAGGCUUACAUAGUCAAGAACAUCAAGAAUGAAAUACAAUCUUCUAUGAAGGGAAAUGCAAAUAAAUGGUUCCUGGGACCAGACCUUCUGCCCUUGCUAGAACUGGUGUUGCAUUUACCACAAGGGGCUGAGACAGACCUGCUCACCAACAUGGACAAAAUAAUGGAGACUUUGAAUCUGCUGCGCUAUUUGCUCAUCCGAGACCAACAACUGAAAAGCAGCGUAGAAAUGUGGAAGGAGCUUUGCAGGAUCAAAGACCAAUACCUAAAAAUCGUGCGAGUGUGCAUCAGCAUGUCAAGAGCGUAUUAUUGUGCUGAGCUAAAAUCACUAAAGGAGGACAUACAGCUGAAAGCAAAAGAAGCCAGAGAUGCAGCUAGAUCCACCAGAUUGAUCAAAACCAUGACGACAAAGGAUGUGAAAGUGUCUAACAUGUCUCCACAGGUCCAGUACCAGGUGCUGCAGAGUGCUUUGGUGACGUUUGACAUGAUGGAGAGUGUUGUGGUCCGAAUUGAAGAGAUCACUGAGGAAAAGCUGAGCAAAAUGCACUGAGACAGCUUCCUACCUCUACAGAGUACAUUUUAAACACUAGGUAAAAUAAGGAAUCCUGCAGACUGCCCUGAUGUAAUCCCUCAUCCUGAUGUAAUCCCUCAACCUGAGUAGAAAAGCAGAAGGUGACAGUGGAAAGGAACAACUCUCUUCAUUCAAAUCUUUGCUUUAUUCCCAAACUUUAUUGUUUCAGCUCAGCAAAUAAAUUCAAAUAUCACACAAAGGUCA